Molecule: messenger RNA, 2248 nt
Organism: Cephus cinctus (wheat stem sawfly)
Lineage: Eukaryota; Metazoa; Arthropoda; Insecta; Hymenoptera; Cephidae
Product: matrix metalloproteinase-17
Exons: 9
Coding region: 172-1902 (576 amino acids)
Biological process (GO): extracellular matrix organization; collagen catabolic process; proteolysis
Cellular component (GO): extracellular matrix
Molecular function (GO): metalloendopeptidase activity; zinc ion binding
Source: RefSeq, a predicted model, not a curated record
AAGCACGUGGUACAGAAAAAUCUAAUCUUCUGCAGAUCAAUCCUAUGCCGAGCAGUCUCCGAUCUCGUAUAUAGUUUAAGAUAACGAAAGAAGAGCAAGAAAAAGCAAGACGUAAGAAAACCUUUGAUCUAACGAUCUUCCAUUCAGUCAAGUUCAUCCUCGCUACACGACAUGAGCAUCACGAAUUCUAAUCAAGGGGUCCCGGUCUUACUCAAAAGAUACUGGAUUCUGUUGAUGAUCUCUGAAUAUUUUUCACUCGUUAAUUUGGCACCAAUUCUCGCCGAUAAGGACACAGCAACUGAUCAUCUUUAUCCGCCUGUGCUCGCGUUUAAGUUCAUGAAGAAGUUUGGUUACCUGGAAGCAGGCACCCCCGAUUCGGAAGCUCUUUAUACAGUCGAUGCAGUAGUGGAUGCCCUUAAGAAUGUUCAAUAUUUUGGAAAUAUACCAAUCACCGGUGUCUUCGACAAUACGACAUUGAAGCUCAUGGAGUCGCCACGCUGCGGAGUAGCAGAUGUUGUACGACAUAAAGAGUCACGAACGAAAAGAUACAUUAUCGGUGCCAAUGGCUGGAAUAAGAGAGACAUAACAUACUUCAUCGCGAACUGGACGCCAAAAUUGAGCGAGGAAGCUGUUUCCGAAGAGCUUGCCAGAGCUUUUCAUGCCUGGAGUGGAUACGCUCGUUUGAAAUUUCGUCAAGUCUAUGAUCCAACUGCUGAUAUCAUCGUUGCCUUCGGAAGAGGUCCACACGGUGAUGGUUAUCCAUUCGAUGGCAACGGAAAUGUCCUGGCGCACGCAUUCUUCCCGUACGAGAUGGGAUCUUACGGCGGCGACAUUCACUUCGACGAUGACGAGAAUUGGAAAAUGAGACCUUCCGAUCCUUAUGACGGAACAGACUUCUUCUCGGUUGCCGUACACGAACUUGGACACAGCUUGGGACUCUCGCAUUCCCCAGUUCCGACCUCUAUAAUGUUUCCAUAUUACCAGGGUUACACGUCCAACUUCCAACUGAGCUAUGACGACAUCCUUGGGAUGUACCAGCUUUACAUAACCAGAACAUUGGAAGGGGAUCAGCAGUCUGAGUCUGUUACGGAUAAUGGGGAGACGGAAACGGAAACUGAGGAUUCAUCGACUAGAUAUGAAGAGACCACUGAGUCAGGGAAAACAUUUGAUACUACUGACUCGGUUCCGGUUACUACUGACUCAGGUCAGGAGACUAUUAAUUCUCAGAGUACUACCACUGCCACCUGGACCAGCGAAGAGACAAGUACUACCAGGUACGACAGAUCCACCGAGGGUUAUCUAGGUGUCACUUUCACCGGGGACUAUGAAACCGUUGAUGAGCAUCGUCGUCAUGAAAAUCGUAGUGAUAGUAAUAGUAUUCCUGAUCUGGUGAAUUCAAGCGUUCCUGAUAUUUGUCAAGGAAGCUACGACGCCAUAACUGUCCUCAGGGAUGAACUCUUCAUCUUCAAGGGUGAAUUUGUGUGGCGUUUGUUGAAGCGUGGAAAAAUUGAUAAUAGUUAUCCCGUCAAAUUUCAUCAACUCUUCUACGAUUUACCGGAAGACAUCACUCGCAUAGACGCUGCUUACGAGAGACAGAGCGACGCUAAUAUCAUAUUGUUUACUGGAAAUAGAUACUGGGUGUAUAAUGGAGAUAAGUUUGUUGACGGCAGCCCCAGACCUUUGACUGAUUAUGGAAUCUCACCUGAUGUUGACAAGAUAGAUGCCGUUCAGGUGUGGAAUAAGAACAAAAAGGUUUAUCUUUACAGACACAACCAGUUCUGGAGGUUCAAUGAGACUUCGAGAACUCUUGAUCCUGGAUAUCCACAUAAUAUGAGAAGAUGGCGAGGUGUACCUCCGAAUAUCGACGCAGCCAUGACCUGGAUUGACGGUAAUAUAUUUUAAUCAAUACGUUAAUGAAAUCAUUCAAUUGUUUUACUGAUUGCAGGAAAGACAUAUUUCUUUAAGGAUAAGCUGUUUUGGAAAUUCGAUAAUUUUUUUGUUAAGACGGACAACAGGUAUCCCCUGCCAGCUCCGCAGUAUUGGUUCGGCUGUCCAGAACAGCUGGAUACAAUUUGGUGGUUAUAAAUCGUAAGACUUAUACAUUACUUUAAGACCUCCACAUAAGUAAUAAUGUAGCGUAUAUCGUGUAAUUCCAAAAAGUAUCAAAACGUAGCCAUAAGUCAUAAGAAUAAUUUGUACUUUUGUAACGGACAUUAAGAAAAGUGUGAAACAUGAAGACAAUCAGUGA